GAGGAGCAGCAGCGUGCUGCCUCCUCCCUCCUCCUCCUCUAUAUUUACUGGCCGCCUGUCACAGAAAGCGGCUUUUUACCCAGAAGCAGUCCUUGGUCUACGCAGCGCUUCACCUUUUCCCCACCGUACUCGUCUCCAUCUCCGCAGACAUGGACCUGGAAGUGCUGAUGUGCGCGGCGCUCUCCAUCCUUGACGCGUUUGCGCUCUAGCCGUGCGCUCCCAGGGCCCCCCGACGCGCGUCCCGCUUGGUGACCGAAAAGAGGUGAAGGUGGUGGAGAGAGGAGGGGAAAGAGGACUUGAUAUUAUUUUUUUUUGACAUCGCCGUGAAGGGAGAGGAAGAAGAGGACAGCAGAGACCGAGAGAGCACGCUACCGGUCGUGACAGCAGAGGCCGUUUCAGGAUAUCGGACAGAACAGAGAGUGGCUUUUUUGUGUGUGUGUGUCCUCCAUCAUGGCGAGUGACUCUCCAGCCCGGAGUCUGGACGAAAUCGACCUAUCAGCUCUGAGGGAUCCCGCUGGCAUCUUUGAGUUGGUUGAGCUGGUAGGAAAUGGCACCUACGGGCAAGUGUACAAGGGUCGCCAUGUUAAGACGGGGCAGCUGGCAGCCAUCAAGGUCAUGGAUGUCACCGGGGAUGAGGAAGAGGAGAUUAAAGCCGAAAUCAACAUGCUGAAGAAAUACAGUCACCAUCGGAACAUCGCCACCUACUACGGAGCUUUCGUCAAGAAGAACCCUCCCGGCAUCGAUGACCAGCUAUGGCUGGUCAUGGAGUUCUGUGGCGCUGGCUCGGUGACAGACUUGAUCAAGAACACCAAGGGCAAUUCUCUGAAGGAGGAGUGGACCGCUUACAUCUGCAGAGAGAUUCUCAGGGGUCUGACUCAUCUCCAUCAGCACAAGGUCAUCCACAGAGACAUCAAGGGACAGAACGUCCUGCUGACGGAGAACGCCGAGGUCAAACUAGUGGACUUUGGAGUUUCGGCCCAGUUGGACAGAACAGUAGGAAGGAGGAACACGUUUAUCGGGACGCCAUAUUGGAUGGCGCCUGAAGUCAUCGCUUGUGAUGAAAACCCCGACGCCACAUACGACUUUAAGAGCGAUUUAUGGUCACUGGGAAUCACAGCGAUAGAGAUGGCUGAAGGAGCGCCACCACUGUGUGACAUGCACCCAAUGAGAGCCCUCUUCCUCAUUCCACGCAACCCGGCGCCCAGACUCAAGUCAAAGAAGUGGUCGAAGAAGUUCCAGUCCUUCAUAGAGAGCUGUCUGGUGAAGAGCCACAGCCAGAGACCCAGCACAGAGCAGCUCCUCAAGCACCCGUUCAUCAGAGACCUGCCCAACGAGAGGCAAAUCCGCAUCCAGCUGAAGGACCACAUCGACCGCACCAAGAAGAAAAGAGGAGAACGAGAUGAGACAGAAUAUGAAUACAGUGGCAGUGAAGAGGAGGAUGAAGAAAGAGACAUGGGUGAACCAAGCUCCAUUAUUAACAUCCCUGGAGAGUCGACCCUGAGGCGAGACUUCCUGCGCCUCCAGCUGGCCAAUAAGGAACGUUCGGAGGCGCAGCGGCGGCAACAGCUGGAGCAACAGCAGAAUGAGGAGCACAAGCGCCUACUGUUGGCCGAGAGGCAGAAACGUAUCGAGGAGCAGAAGGAGCAGAGGAGGCGGCUAGAAGAGCAGCAGCAGCGAGAGCGAGAGCUGAGGAAACAGCAUGAGAGGGAACAGAGGAGACGCUACGAAGAAAUGGAGCAGCUCCGUCGAGAGGAGGAGAGGAGGCAUGCAGAGAGAGAACAGGAGUAUAUCCGUAGACAGCUGGAAGAGGAGCAGAGGCAGUUAGAGAUUCUCCAGCAGCAGCUACUACAGGAACAGGCUUUAUUGCUGGAGUACAAGCGUAAGCAGAUUGAGGAGCAGCGACAGGCGGAGCGGCUACAGAGGCAGCUGCAGCAGGAGAGAGCCUACCUGGUGUCUCUACAGCAGCAGCAGCAACAACAGCAGCAGCAGCAGCAGGAGGGACGACAAGCAGAGAAGAAACAGCUUUACCACUACAAGGAUGUCAUCAAUCCUAAUGACAAGCCUGCCUGGGCAAAAGACGUCCUGAAGCAGCAGCAUGCUCACGGUAACCCACCUCGCUCCCACCUUCGACAUCACCAGUCAUUCAACCAACCAGCACCAACCUCCAGCCCUCACGGCCGACCCAGAGCUCAGGCCCCUAGGCGAAGCCCCUCCCAUGCUGCCCAACUCCUCUCCAACCACCUCCCCCAUAUUCGCAUUUCAUUAGAACCUGGGGAAUCCCUAGAUCCAGGGUUGAAGCAGGAGAUAAGUCAGCAGGUCAGGGAGUUUCGGGCGCAGAAACACGGCGAAAGGGGUCGCAGCCCGAGGCGGGUUAGUCAAGGACCAGUCAGUCAGCCUAAUCCAGUACCCAACCCUUAUUCACCUGGUCCUAGCAAUCAAAAAGAUAAACACAGAGACAGGCCUCUAUCUGCCCCCAAUCAGGCAGCCAUCCAGGGGCUAUUGUCUCCAGACCCACAGGCUCUUCAUCUGCAUCCUCCAGGAAAGGUCCAGAAUCCCCACUCUGGUUCUAACCCUGUUUCCAACAAUAUGCUCAAACCGGUGGAGGAGCGAUCUAAGCUGAACAGACAGAGCUCCCCAGCGCUGCAGCACAAAGUGUCCAACCGCAUCUCCGACCCCUCCCUCCCUCCCCGCUCCGAGUCCUUCAGCAGCGGGGGCAUGCAGCCCGCCCGCACCCCACCCAUCCACCGCUCCGUCGAACCACAGAUGGCUCACCUGGUCCCAGUGAAGACCCACUCCAGCUCCAUGUCCGGCUCUCAGUCUCUGCAGGACCAGACGGGUUCAGCUCUGAGCGAAGGUGUCAGCGUUGGCUCCCCCAGGCCUGAGAUGCCCCGUCAAAACUCGGACCCCACCUCAGACACCCCGGGACCCCCACUGCGCAUCGCCGGCAGAGAGGAACGGGACCGGGAGCGGGAGAGGGACAGGGAUCGGGACAGAACUGCCUGGCUGAGAGAGGAGGACAUUCCACCCAAGGUCCCUCAGAGGACCACAUCCAUCUCCCCAGCCCUGGUCAGGAAAAACUCCCCGAAUGGAGGAGUGGGUCUGGGCCCUCGCACAGGUUCUCAGCUCAUACGGGCCAGUAACCCAGACCUGCGGCGCUCGGAGCUCUCUCUGGACGCCAUGCUGCAAAGAACUUCCUCCAACUCGUCAUCUUCCUCCUCCCCUUCAUCUCAGGGAGGCUCAGCCGAGAGGAGAGGUCAAACCAAGCAGGAAGGAUCCCCUCCAGGAGCCAAUCAGGAGGCAAAGCCCAAACAGGAGGAAGGUCGUGAGUCAGCCAGACCCAGCAGACCUGCAAGCUAUAAGAAAGCCAUAGAUGAGGACUUAAGUGCACUGGCUAAGGAACUCCGAGAACUGAGAGUAGAAGAGGGAAGCAGGCCUCCAGUCAAGGUGACAGACUACUCAUCCUCCAGUGAAGAAUCAGAGAGCAGCGACGAGGAUGGGGAGACGGUGGGUCAUGAUGGGACAGUUGCAGUUAGUGACAUCCCUCGGAUCAUGCCAGCAGUGCAGAGCAGCGGUGAAUCGUAUGGAGGGCUGACAGAGGACCCUCUGGGAGAUGCCUAUAAUAGCUCCAAGGACGGUACUCUAGUGAUGAGAGAGGCAGAGGAAAGGAGGAGAGGUGGUCACACUGAGAGUAAUGGGUUCGGGAAUCACAGUAACCAUGGUAACCUCCCUGACCUGGUGCAGCAGAGCAACUCUCCGUCAGCCACACCCACCACAGCGCUGCAGGAGCUGAGCGACAUGGCCGAGUUUGGUGUGGGCGGGUCCAAAGCAUCAUUUACCCCAUUUGUUGAUCCGCGGGUCUAUCAGACCUCCCCAAGUGAUGACAAUGAGAACUCAGCAGAAGCCAUGUUUGCCAAUGAGCUGCUGAGGCAGGAGCAGGCCCGGCUGAACGAAGCCAGAAAGAUCUCCGUGGUGAAUGUCAACCCCACCAACAUCAGACCUCACAGUGACACGCCAGAGAUCCGUAAAUACAAGAAGCGCUUCAACUCCGAGAUCCUGUGUGCUGCACUCUGGGGUGUGAACCUGCUGGUGGGGACAGAGAACGGUUUAAUGCUGCUCGACCGAAGUGGACAAGGUAAAGUCUACAACCUGAUUACCAGACGGCGCUUCCUACAGAUGGAUGUGUUGGAGGGCCUCAAUGUGCUCGUUACUAUAUCUGGGAAAAAGAAUAAGUUGCGGGUCUACUAUUUGUCCUGGCUGAGGAACAGAAUAUUACACAAUGACCCGGAAGUAGAGAAGAAGCAAGGUUGGAUUACAGUUGGAGAGCUGGAGGGCUGUGUGCAUUAUAAAGUUGUUAAAUAUGAAAGGAUUAAGUUCCUGGUGAUUGCUCUUAAGAACUCUGUGGAAAUCUAUGCCUGGGCUCCAAAACCCUACCACAAGUUCAUGGCCUUUAAGUCAUUCACUGAGCUGCAGCAUCGACCCCAGCUGGUUGACCUCACAGUGGAGGAAGGUCAGAGGUUAAAGGUCAUCUACGGCUCCAGCGUGGGCUUCCAUGUCAUUGACGUGGACUCGGGCAACCCUUACGACAUCUACAUCCCCUCACAUUGUGCCAAACAGACGAAGAUCCAGAGCCAGGUUACGCCUCAUGCCAUUGUGGUGCUGCCGAAGACUGAUGGAAUGGAGAUGUUGCUGUGUUAUGAGGAUGAGGGCGUCUACGUCAACACCUACGGUCGAAUUACCAAGGACGUGGUGCUACAGUGGGGAGAGAUGCCUACCUCUGUUGCCUAUAUCCAUUCUAAUCAGAUAAUGGGCUGGGGUGAGAAAGCCAUAGAGAUCCGCUCUGUUGAGACAGGCCACCUGGAUGGAGUCUUUAUGCACAAAAGAGCCCAGAGACUCAAAUUCCUGUGUGAGCGGAACGAUAAGGUAUUCUUUGCAUCUGUGCGUUCGGGUGGUAGCAGCCAAGUUUUCUUCAUGACACUCAACAGAAACUCUAUGAUGAACUGGUGAUGUGUCUUCCUGUCCACCCUGCCUCACUCCUUCUCCCAUCGGCCAACCUGGCAACUGACCUUGGCCCGCCGCACAUCUCACAAUUCAACCCGAUCGACCCAAGAGGCCACAGAUGAACUAUUUUAACACUGGAGUGACUAAUACAGUGUAGAAAACAAAAGAAGCUAUUUUAGUGGGAAAAAAAAACCCAACAAAGACCAGUCGUAAAUGAAGAGACAAAGUUAUUAUAGAUUAAAGCCGGGUCAUGCAGAAGCCAUCGUUACUCAAACUGACGGGCAAACUGGGGCCACUGACUUUCCAAAUAUUCUUCCCUCUUUCUCUGCAACUCUCCUGUGACCCCCCCUUUUGUCUCUCUUCUCUCCAAACGGACCAGUGCAUUCAAGUGUUCAGCAGCUGUAGAAAUACACUUUCAACCCUGCCCUCCUUCUAUCUUCAUUUUCUCCCCUCUUCUGAAGCCUUUGCUCCUUCCCGCUAGAUCAAAUCACUUUAUCUGUCCUUUGAUACCCAUGUCCUCCAUUUUCCUCAUUUCCUAUCCACCACGUGUGGGCUCAUUCGCAGGGAAUUACACCUCAGAGGCUGCAAGAGCGGUGUGCGAAUACAACUUCAUCUGAAUUUAAAUAUACUUCUGUGCAGUGAGGGCUAGCUGAGAGAUGACAAAUCUGCUCUGGAUGGUGGCAAUGAAAGAGGACAGCCUGAUUGAUUUUCUUUCUCCUCUGUCACUCCUCUUCCUCCUCCACUUCCUUCCUCUUGCCAUCUUUUUGGGUAAACUGAAUUGUGAUGAUGCGUUCGAUCGCUAUCUUCCCAAUAGAGAUGCAGUGGGACACUCUGCUAUCACAGGCGGGUUGUGACAGAAUGAAAAGAUGAUGUCCCCCUGUUUUUAAAAAAUGAAAUCAGUAAAUCACUGGUCCAUCCCUUUCUUGCGCUUUCCUCCCCCUCUCACACAGCAUUAUCACGGUCUCCCCUCUCUUCACUCUUUCUUCUUUCAACUCUGAAGGUGCUGCAUCAGAUAUACUGUAAUAUUAAAUGAACAAUGCGAGCGUCAUUCUGUUCAUUUCUGUUCUUUUUCUUUCUCUGUGGAACAGUUUGGAGUCAGUCAGUCUUUGACGUUUGACGAAAUGUACAGCACAUCUGUCUAUGAAAUCAGGAGUGUGUGUUAGUGUGUGUGUGUGUGUGUGUGAGUGUGUCUGUGUGUUUGACUUGGUGUUGAAAUGAGUCCCAUUCGAAUCAAGUCGGAAUCAAAGUAGGACGUUUUAAUCUGAUGUCCAGCAAGAGUCAAGUAACUUUGUGUGUGAGCUUUUACCUGAAAGCGAUCAAAGCAACAUUGAGUGUGUUUACAUGCAGAUUUCAUGAUGUUUUCUUCUUAGGAUGAAGUUUAUGAGUUGGUGUGUCUGAACACCAUGCAAAUAGGCAAUAUUAGUGGUUGAUUUUUUUUUUUUGGAGUACGUCUUUUCUGUUUCCUUUAACAAAGUAGUGUGUUGACCAUUCACGGAUGCGGCCGCGUGGCUGCAGGACUUACGAUGCAUACAAACAACUUAUCCUGGAUACGACCUCAGCAGGAUAUGAGCUAAAAUCCCAAAUACUGUGUGCAUGUGGAAGCACUCAUUGUUGAAAACUGUGUUGUCCUUUUCGAAUCAUGCUCCUUCCUGGUUGGUUCUUCUGACUUUGGCUCCUAACUGUUUGUACAGUGCCUAGCAUGAUGUAAGCAAAACUUAAAUGGAGGCCAAAAGAUUAUUGCUCACAUUAUAACUAAUAUUUUUUUUGCCUAUGCGGUUACAUUACAGGGGUUUUUGUUUGGGUUUGUGUGUGUGUGUGUGUUAUUAUCUAACUUUAACACGUUUCUGAUGUUAUUUGUCUCCUCUAUCGGAGAUGUACAUUAACAAAUUUAUGACUUGAUUUACUCUUUGAAAGGAGCAACUGAUAAAACCUUGGCAUUUCCUUCGAAAUACUUCGAGCAUCACAUCAAUGCAUUUGGUAUUAAAGAGCCAUAUUAUGCAAAAUCCAGUUCGCCAUUGUUUUAUGCAUUGUUAUGUGUCCCAAGUGUGUCUACAGACCCACAAAAUAGGAGAAAAAAAUACCCCUCGUGUAUUUCUGACCAGCCAUUAAAUUUUGCAGCCCGUUGUGAUGUCACAGCGGGAUAUGCUCCACCCUCAAUUAGCUCCUCCUCCUCUGGGCAGCCGCAGCUCAUUUGGAUUUCAAGUUAAAGACACUGAAACAAGCCAUUUGAAACAAUGUGUGCAGUAUUUUGAGCUGCAACUCAGAUACCGUCAGGACAUGUGAGCUUGUUUAAAAGGAGUAUAAUAUGGGACCUUUAAUCUUCCAGCACUAUUAAAGGUGGACUAGUUCAGGUUUAUGAGCAACAAAAUGCAGUUUGGUGUUUUAUUUCUUGUAGAUCUACUGCAGUAACCAGGAGAUCCACUGAUAUACAACACAUAUGAGGGUAAAGUUGCUGCUAAAGAGGCACAGUGGCAGAUUUUCAAGCCUUUGGUUUUACUUUUUAACCUGGGGACAACUCGUGUAGAAGACAAUCACUUAAAGACAAUUUAAAAUAACAAAUCUAGGCCUCAUAAUUAGCCUAAAUAAUGCAACCUGGUAUAUUUUAAGCAGUUUUUUUCUAAUCAAAAGCUUGAAAAACUGCCUUUAUUCUACUCUUUAUUUUGGAGUAAGUUUACACUUACAUACUGCAGUUUUGCCAGCAUAUUGGUGGAUGGUGAACAAACAUGAGGUGAUGCAUAAAAAGAGACGUAUUCCCCAAGGAUGUAAAGUUUAUUCUGUUAGAUUAUUAAAUGUUUUUUGUUGCAUUUACACAUCCAUACAGUAGCUGUUCCUGUGCAGCUCAAAGUUAGGUUCACUGGUCUCUGUUAGGGGGAGCGGGCUAACAUUUUAGCAAUAAAGAGCCGAGCUGAAGAAAACCACUGUCUUCCCUGUGUGUGCACGCAUGCAUCUCUCUGUGUGUGUGUGUGUGUGUGUGUGAUUAAUGAUCAAGCGUGAAUGAGGCAUUAUUACUGUGUUCGGUCCAUCGUGGAAUUCACUGUUCCCAUUGGAAAAAUGCUGACAGUCAUUACACUGAGGUCUCUCCUUUCAAAGAUGAAACCACUGUAUUCUUUAUUCUGUUUAAUUCUCAUUUUCUUUUAUUUUGAAAGAGCAUUACUAAUGUCCUGUUUUGGGAUUUAUUUGUUUUGUAAAAGAGAUGAUGUAAGAGAGAAAUAAAUGAAACUAGCAUUA
This is a messenger RNA of Acanthochromis polyacanthus (spiny chromis), 8226 nucleotides long. RefSeq names its product TRAF2 and NCK interacting kinase a (gene tnika). Gene Ontology annotation, biological process: protein phosphorylation. The transcript has 36 exons. The record is from RefSeq and is a predicted model, not a curated record. NCBI's taxonomy places the organism in Eukaryota, Metazoa, Chordata, Actinopteri, Pomacentridae. Gene Ontology annotation, molecular function: ATP binding; protein kinase activity. The coding region runs from base 451 to 5004 and encodes 1517 amino acids.